AUGAUGAUGGAGGACCCAGACGGCAAUUUUGCCAAGUUUGUCGCCUUCACAGACAAGUACAAAGAUGAUUUAAAGAAGCUCCUGGCUAAGCUCAAGGGUAACGAGAGGCUUGAGAUAAUCAGACGCAUUUUUAGGCUCCAGAAUUAUGAUGAUGUAGACGCAUACGAGCUUGGGUUGUUGGAGCCGAAAAAUUCAUCGGAGAUGGAGAAGAAACCGGAAGAGAGUUCUGGAAAAAGAAAGCACUGUGACGCUGGACAGGGUGACGAUCAUGAAGCAAAAGCCAGGCCUAAGAAGACGAAGAAGAAAAAGGAGGAGGAGAUAGAUUCGGCUCCUUUGCUGGAACCGCAACUUCCGGAAAAGCUCCGGCAAAGGAUGGAAAGGAUGAACGGGUCGAAUCCGGUUUUGGUGAUUCAGAAAGAAUUAUACAAAACCGACGUGAGCUCUCAGCAUGGCCGCUUGUCAAUGCCGGAAAGCCAAAUUCAGAAAGAAUUAUUUCUGACUGAAGAAGAGCUACAAUUGCUGGAUUCUCGGAACGGGUCGGAUCUACAGGAAAUUAAGGCGAUGGUAAUCGGGCCGUCGAGCAGAUUCGAGGGUGACGUGAGCUUGAAGAAGUGGAGCAUGGCGAAGAAAUCCGGCAGCGUGACUUCGACGUACAAUUUGGUGUCGGGUUGGAACAAGGUUGUGUCGGAGAACAAGCUCCGGCAAGGCAUGGUGGUGCAGGUUUGGGCUUUCAGAAAGGAGUCGAAGCUCUGUUUUGCUUUGGUUAAAGUUGGAGGCGAGGAAGAAGAAGAAGAAGAAGAAGAUGAAGAUGAGGAUGAUGGUGAAGGAAGCUCCCAUUGCGGCACCGACAGCGGAGAUGAUGGCUCCGAUGUAGUUGAAGUCGUAGUAGCAGCAGAGCAGCGCAGUGUGCCUGAGAAUACAGGGCUUUGA
This is a messenger RNA of Diospyros lotus (date-plum), 930 nucleotides long. Its product is annotated as B3 domain-containing protein At5g38490-like. Lineage: Eukaryota; Viridiplantae; Streptophyta; Magnoliopsida; Ericales; Ebenaceae. Gene Ontology annotation, molecular function: DNA binding. The coding region runs from base 1 to 930 and encodes 309 amino acids. The transcript has a single exon. The record is from RefSeq and is a predicted model, not a curated record.